UCAACCAUUUGAACCAUUUGAACGGUUUAAAUGCAUCAACGGACGAUGAACUUAAAUGCUGGUCACUUUCGUAACUUUCGUGGCUAAUUUUGUUUUCUGCGACAGGGGAAAUGGGAGAUGACUUUCCUCAGUAUCUUCUGAAUUGGUGUAUUGAACAAACCAAAACGUACCCACAUAUCAAUAUCACUGAUUUCACAUCGUCAUGGAAAGACGGUCUGGCGUUUUGUGCUCUAAUUCACAAAUAUUUCCCUGAUCUUAUAGAUUUUUCUCACUUGAAGUCCGAAGAUGCUUUAAAAAAUCUUGAGUUGGCGUUUUUCGUUGCAGAAACAAAAUUAAAUAUACCGGUGCUUACAAGACCACAAGUCAAAGUAUUAGAAGAUGUAGAUGAGAAGAUAAUAUUCGAAUACGUUUCUAAGUUGUAUGGGGCAAUAACAAGAAAGUCUUCAGGUCAAUUAGGUUCACAUAAGCUUCCAGAUAAAAACUUAUCAUAUUUGUGUGAACAGGAGGAGGGACUUCCUGUAUGUGGUCUUUGUGGAGAAACUGUAUUUUGUGUCGAGCAGUUAACUGUUUUUAGUAGGAACUACCACCGUAGUUGCUAUCGUGACAACCAACUAGCUUAUCUCAAAGAACGAAACAAAACACUAAAAGAUUUCAACUGUUCUGAUAGUCCGACGCUGACUAAAUUCUCAGAAGCGAAUUCAUUCCCAACACGAUUCAGUUCACAAAAAGAAUUAGACACUGUUAGCAAUAAAAAACGUCAAUCAACACGCAAACCUCCUUCAAGACCACCACUUCCUGAUGUUUUAAGUAAUAAUGCAUCUUCUGAAAUGAAUAGUGUUUUGAAGACAGAAGCUAAAAAAGCAGCUGACAUAGAACAUCAUAGAAAUAACUCUGAUCCAAGACAUCAGAACAUAGUUUCCUAUCCUUCUGCUUUAAAUCCGUUCGAAGAUGACUCUCCACAUGAUGUGAACCCUCAGCACGAAUGUACAUAUAAGCCUUAUAAUCCAUUUGACGACGAUUUAUCAGCCUCAGACUCGGAAGAAAUUAAUAACACUUCAGUUUCUGACCACUCAAAUAUAUCAAGUAUAUCAAACCCUCCAUCUCUGGUAUCAACGCCUAUUAAUUUUAGAAAUAGUUACACGGAACAGAAUAAUCAAACUUUUUCCGUGGAAAAAUUGGUCCCAGAUGAAUCAGUCAAUCCUCGAACUGCUCACUCUUCUAUAUAUGAUUUAUCGAGUUUACUCGCUUAUGGUAGUCUGAAUAAAGCACAGUACUCUUCAUUAAGUAGUGAUGCAAUACAGUCCUCAAAAUCUCCUAUUAAUGGAUCAAAUGCAAAGAUAACUAGGUCAGUUAAUACCAAAGGGCCUGCCCCACCUAUUCCUGUUUUAUCCCGACAUGAUAUCAGACGCGAUCGGCAAAGCAACUUCAUUCCAUACACAGAAUUACACAAACAGCUAUAUGAUAUAAACAAUGAACUUUCCAAUCUGGAACUAUCUGCUCGCGAAAUUCAAACAAGUAUUAGAGAAAUGUCUGAAAAUAAUGGAAGCGUCAAGAGACUAUUAAAGAAAUGGCUCCAUACCGUUGAAUUAAAGGAUAAUCUUUUCAAAAAGGAAUCAGAGUUACUUCAAAGGCUUCGUUGUCAAGAGCUAGAGGACCGUCAUGCUGAUUUAGAAUAUGAACUACGAACUCUAAUGGCCAAACAAGACAUUCUAAAAACUAAAGAAGAAAAAGCUCGUGAAGAAGAGCUAAUCUCUGACUUGUUGUGUGUGGUUGACAAAAGAGCUGAACUUUCAGAAUCCACUGGAGAUUUCGAACCGAAGCAUCGAGCGAGAUCAUCUAGUCGAAAAACCAUCGAAGGUAAAUUCAAACAAAUAUGCCUCAGUUUGCGACAUUCUAGUCUGUCACAAACAAAUUUAUCAUCCAUUCGGGAUAAAUCAUUGAAAAAAGUACGGAAGUUGAAAGCUUCUACCAUAUCUCGAUUGAAAAACAAGACAAUUUUUCGAUAGGAAUCGCUAAUUUCUUAAACCUAUAUAUGCGGAUAGACCCGACUUUGCAUCGAAAGGACUAUCAUCUCAUUAAUAGUAUUAACAUGUAUGAAGUUUUAUGCAUCCAGUAUACUCUGCAUUGUUUUUACAAACAGUUUUUAUCUGUUUACUUUUCUUUAUCAUCAAAUUGUUUUUCUUUAUUUAGAAAAUAGAUACUGCAAACAGCUUUUG
Molecule: messenger RNA, 2216 nt
Organism: Schistosoma rodhaini
Lineage: Eukaryota; Metazoa; Platyhelminthes; Trematoda; Strigeidida; Schistosomatidae
Source: the annotation of a GenBank genome assembly